Messenger RNA from Bombus huntii, 2053 nucleotides. Its product is annotated as protein AAR2 homolog. The transcript has 6 exons. Lineage: Eukaryota; Metazoa; Arthropoda; Insecta; Hymenoptera; Apidae. Gene Ontology annotation, biological process: spliceosomal tri-snRNP complex assembly. The coding region runs from base 258 to 1400 and encodes 380 amino acids. The record is from RefSeq and is a predicted model, not a curated record.
CUACGUUGUACAUUGUAUGUAUACGUAUAGAGUGGUUCCCUACUCUAUAAUACAUUGUUCAUGCGUGAUAGAAAAUAGGAUGACAGACUGACCGUUUGUGUAUACUAAACGUUUACAAGAAUAUUUUGGGUAAAUGCUUGGUGCUAAAGUAGUAAUAGACAAAUGUAAACGAUUUAUACAAAUAUAUGAAUUUCCAUACGAUUUAUAUAUGAAGAAAACCAUUUAUUACUCAGAUUUUACAGUUUUAUUAAUUAAUCAUGGGAAGCAAAGGAAUAGAAAUGGAUCAAAUUCUAGCCCAGAGGCUUCUCGUUGAAGGUGCUACAUUAGUUAUGCUGGAUGUACCUGUUGGCACAGAGUUUGGCAUUGAUUUAAAAUCAUGGAAUACAUUAGAUAGUUUUAAAGGGAUUAAAAUGAUCCCACCAGGAUUUCAUUAUGUACAUUAUAGUGCUGUAGAUGAAUUUGGAGAAGCAACACCUAAAGUUGGCUUUUUUCAUAUAUUUAAAAAGUCUGAAUUUCUAGUGAAACGUUGGGACGCAAAAGAAGAAGAUUUAAGUUCAGAAACUAUAGAAGAAGAAACGGUUGAAAGGUACAAGAGCAAUUUGAAAGAUUUAGAUAGAUUUCUAGGAUGUUACCCUUAUGAUAUAUGGAAACAAUGGAAGGAAUUAACAAAUCAUAUUACCCCUUCUCUUGUUGAACGUUGUUUACCCAUAUGUGGUUUUGUAAGGUCAGCAUUAGAAUUAGAAUAUUGCACUGAUGCUGCAAGACCAAGAGGUGGAGAAUCAAGUUCGAAAAGAAGAAGGAGGAGUGGAAUUACCAUAGAAGAGAAGGAAGAUGAGCUUCUUCCUGAUAUGAAACCUAAGCCUGGAACAGAACUUCGACUUUCAAAAAUACCUUGUAAGCAAUAUCCAGAUGGAGCAUCACCAACUGAGAUUACAAAGUAUUCUUUGGAUACGAGUUAUGCAUUGGAUACUGUUCUUAAGAAAUUGACACUUCCCAUAGAGAUAAUUGGUGAAAUGGAGUUGGCAUUUGUCUGUUUUCUUGUUGGACAAAGUUUUGAUGCCUUUGAACAUUGGAAGAAACUUGUAUCUCUUAUUUGUGGAGCCGAUUGUGCGAUAUCACAACGUCGCGCAAUUUACAUUGAAUUUAUGAAAGCAUUAGAAGUUCAAUUGAUGCACGUACCCGAAGACAUACUUUGUGACAUUGUAGCCAAUAAUAAUUUUGUUUAUCAUAAUUUACGCAAAUUGUUCGCAAAUAUUGAAAUGAAUUCUGAAUUAGAUGGACGUUUAAAAUCUUAUACAACGAGAUUUAGCGGACGAUUGUCUAUAAAAUUUUUGUGGGAUUUUUCUAAUUUGCAGGAAGAAACUGAAGAUGAAGCGCCGGUUGUUGUUUCGUUAGAAUAGUUGUAAAAUGUAUAAUAUAAAAUGUAUAUUCUUACUUCUUGUAUAUAUAGGUAAUGUUUAUAUAUAUAAAUAAGGAUUGAUAAAUACAAAUUUUCCUAUAUUUUAAAAUAACAACCAAUUUUAUUGUGAAGUUAAGUACAUCUUACAGAGUAUUAGGUUAAAAUAUUUCAAUUCGCCUCGGGUAUAUUAAGGUAAUAAUGAAUACUUCUUCAAGUAUUUAAUGAAUAUUCAGUCUGGCUGAAAAGUAAAUUGAAGACAUUACAUCGCGUUUGAUAUCAUUAUAUUAUAUUAUAUAAUACUAUAUAUAAAAACUUUCAGUAGGAAAUAUAUUGCCAAUUAUGACAUAACCGAUUGAUAUUUAAUUAAUAUGUACCGGAUAUGAUGUUUGGGUGAUGUAUUCGCACUGGUCAGUUAUUUGGUUCCGGAUCUGCAUCAGCUUCACGACGAAGGCGCUGAGGAGAGUUAAAAUCAAGUUUAAUCAAACAACCCUACUAUCGACAGUUAUCAUAUAAACGAUUGAUAUCUAAUUAAUAUUUACCGGAUGUGGUGGACGUGGUGGUGGAAUGUACACUGGUCGGUUGCCUGGUUCCGGUUCUGGAUCAGCUUCGCGACGAAGGCGCUGAGGAGAGUUAAAAUCAAAUUUAAUCAAACAA